Eimeria necatrix is the source of this 2238-nucleotide messenger RNA. RefSeq names its product histone deacetylase interacting domain-containing protein, putative. Lineage: Eukaryota; Apicomplexa; Conoidasida; Eucoccidiorida; Eimeriidae. The record is from RefSeq and is a predicted model, not a curated record.
AUGGCCCCCCCAACCGCGGAAAAGCAGGCUGCGCCUAGCGCGCCGUUGCCUUCUGUUUCUCCCCCGUCCGACGAUUUGGCCGCCUCGCCGCAGUCCCCGCCGUGCAGAGCGGACUCGCCUCCCGCGCGGGCGGAAGGGGCCCCGGGGCCCCCGGGGCCCCCGGGGCCCCCGCAGCCGGCGAGCCCCGAACAAGCGACGAGCGAGGACUUCCAGCUGAUGUGGGGCGAACUGGAGGCGUACUUGACGAAGCGGUUCGCCGGGGGCCCGCAGAGCCUGGUUUGCCUGCGGCGCGUGCUGGAUCAGGUCAAGCGGCAGCGGCUGCGGGUGGAAGAACUGGCUUUCCUGAUUGGGCACUCCUUCCCCGACGCGCCGGACGUGUCGCUGUGCAUGUCUUUGUUCUUUCCCGACCGGACUUUGAUUCACGCGGGAAACCCCGCGGCCGCGAUGUGCGUGCUGAUUCAGAACAUGGCGCCGGAGAAGUACGCGAUCUUCAACAGCAUUCUCAAGAGCUGCAUGGCGCAGAAGACGCAGCGCGGCAGCCGCGACAUUUUGCUGCACCGCAUGCAGCUGCUCUUCAGGGGCCACCCCCUCGUCAUCCGCGCCAUCAGGAAGCUCUUGGUGCAGCAGUUCUGCAUCGAGAAAAACGACGGAGUCAUUCGCAAAGACCAGGCUCUUGAACUCACCAAGCCCUUCGACGACGAGCCCGUCCAGGUGCACUCGGCGUACCGGCUGGCGUACCAAGUGGGGCUCUCCGGCGGCUGCGCCGAGCGCGCGCGAGGCCUGGCGUCUGCAGUGCUGCACUUAGUGCGGAUGUUUCUGGCGCGAAGACUGGCCUUUGGGGCUUUGAGCGAGGAGUUGGACUUGGCCUUCGCGGCCUUCCCCGCGUGGUUCCACGUCUCUGGCGACAUAAAGCGGCUCAUUUUGACAAUUAAAAGCGAAGACUUUAAAGCUGGAAAGGAAAUAGAACAAGUCGUGAAGCUCCUCGCCGCGCGCAACGGCAAGUCGGCCCGUUCUUGCAAGAGGCGGCGCCGGGCCUGCUGCUGCUUCCCUUGCUGCUUCAGCGGGCGCUUUGCAGGAAGCAGCGCUUCUUUUGCUGCUGCUCUCAGUUUAGUGGCUGUUCUCAGUUGCAGCUUGUCAGGACUCCCGCGCCUCGCUGCGGCACUUGUGCGACUUGUUUUUGAACGGAGUUUCGAAGCAGUCCGUGGCUUUGCGGCUGGAAGUGGACCACUUGAUUGCCAGGGCCGCGAAAGGCGAAGUUUCCUCUUCCCUCGCGCUGCAGCGAAUCGCAGCUCUUCUUGCCCGCUAUCCGGACUGCACAAACUGGGAGUGCUGCUGAGGCUCUUUCGGGACAUUGGAGCCAGCAGGCUGCAGGAAAGCGAGGAAGCCGCGCAGAAGACGGAGCCGGAGAAGGCUCGGGAACUCGCAGCAGCAAGUGCAGCAGACCCGCACACUGGCGACUCAGCAGAUAAUGCUGUUAAUUUGAAUCCAGAAAGCAAAAACGAUCUGGGAAUUAACGCCAAUGGACUUGCGCACGUCAAAACUGAAACGCCAACUACAGACUCCAGUGCUGCCGCGUUGGCGAACGGCACUGGAAACUCUGCCGAUUGCGGUUCUUCUUUGUCUGCGAAGGAAGAAAAGGGUUUUUCUGAAGAAGUGAAGACUCUGGCGGCAGCUGCUGCGGACUUGUUGUCUCGAAAUAUAUCUCCCUGUCGCUUUCGCAGCCAGGAGCUGAUGAUUCAGCUCAUGAGCUACAAGUGGCUGCAGCCGCUCUACGGAGUGCUGGACGACUGGAACGCAGGGAGGCUUUUCAAAGACGACCUUUUUGUUUGUUGUGUUCAAUCAGGCCUUUUCCGCGUUCGAGGCCGCGGCCGCGGCCUCCGCGCGCGGGCUGGAGGCGCUGCGGCGGCUCGUGCUGGUCCUCCAGGCCCAGAAAGCCGCGGGCCCCGCGAGGCCCCCUUUGACUCGCCAGCAAUACGACGCUUUGCCUCGAAACGGCUCUUACAGGAAAUUGCCGGAAGAGUGGCCGGCGUUGGCCUGCAGCGGCAGAGACGGGCUGGCCUGGCAAGUGUUGAACGACAGGUGGGCAGUGAGCGCUCGGCCGAUCUUUCUUUUUUUCUGCUUUUCUGGAAGAAGUUGAAGCAAAUAGUUUUAAUUGCCGCUUUUAAUGUGCAAGUGCUUGCGCAUUUAGAGGUUGUUCGGCAAAUGCUGCGGGAGAAUUUUCUGAAAUGCCAGUUUUGA